This is a messenger RNA of Drosophila navojoa, 1023 nucleotides long. RefSeq lists its product as uncharacterized. NCBI's taxonomy places the organism in Eukaryota, Metazoa, Arthropoda, Insecta, Diptera, Drosophilidae. The record is from RefSeq and is a predicted model, not a curated record. Gene Ontology annotation, cellular component: endoplasmic reticulum; membrane. Gene Ontology annotation, molecular function: protein-macromolecule adaptor activity.
CAAUCUGCGUCGAAGCGUCGCGGUAAACAGUAGCACAAAAUAGCGAGGCGUAAAAUAGCAAAAUGUGUUGAUAAAGAGACAGACGAAUGCCGAAGGGAAUCGUUAAAUACUACACCUAAUAAUAAUAAUUAUAAUUUAAAGUGCAUAUUUAUAUUUAUUUUCCGCGUGUGCCCAGAUAUUUGAACGACCUAGAUUUCCAUUUGCAAUGGCUGCAAUGCAGUCCAGUAGCCGUCCCCGUGAGCGCCUGCUCUACGCCUUUCGUGGAUGGAUUGCGUUUGUUGCAUUUAUGGAUCUGGGCACAGCGUUCCGUAGCUAUAUAGAACGCCGCAGUUUCCUGGGCGAUCACAGCGAUACACAAUUCAUCGAAGGUGAUUAUACCAUUUCCCGUAUAAUUGGAAUGUACUGUCUUCUAAAGGCAAUCGCUUUGGUGCACUGUACGCUGUACAUACACUAUAGGCCCGUUGUCAGCAUGGGCGGUUGUUCAUUGGCUCUCACCAUGGUCUUCUAUGCCACCGAAGCACUCUACUUUCGUUCAAGCACUUUGAACUUUUACGUAAUCUUCCCUUGCGUCUUGAACACAAUUACUCUACUGGGCCUCAUAUAUAUACCAAAAAGACUUCGUCUCUGGGAACCCAAUAUGGAUCUGGAUGAUGAGAACUCGCAAUUAUUAAAACAAAUGACUGGUUAUAAAAGACGUCGCGCGAAAAAGCAAUAAUUUAAUAUUGAUUGAAAACAACGAACAACUUUAACAGUUUGAAUUGAGAAAUUGGAGAUUGAGAUUGUGUUGUAGAGCGAGACAUAAAUAAGAUGUUGAAUCCGUUAAUGGACUGCAGUGAUGUGAUCAGAAGCAUCAAACAAUACUUAAUUAGCAAUACUAACCAAAGCCAAAUUAGUGAUUUUUUCUAUUAAUUAAGAACAAAGGAGUUAGCCUCAACAUACAUACGUCAAUUGCUGACAUAAUCACAUAAAAACAUUUUGUACUUCCUUUUUAGAAUACAUAUAAAAUGCAUUAUUAAACCAUUA